AUGGAACGCCCUGCAGACCCCGUGGGAGAAGGAGAUCCUGUGGGAUUCUUCUCGAAGCAGACUGAAGAAGUCUUUUGGCAGAAUGCCUCAUCGCCAGAACUCACCAACAGGCACCAAAACCUCACUUGGCUGGCACCGAGAGAGUUCCAGCGUGGCCAGUCCCUGGUCCCCCCCCCCGCCCACCCUCCUCGGUCGGACCAGCGGCGCUGCUGCCCGUUCCUCCGGCCGACAGGUGGCGCGGAUGCCGGCUGCUGUAUGUUCCUCCGGCCGGUAGGUGGCGGGGAUGCCGGCGGUGCGCAGGCGCGGGGCCGGGGCCGGGGCCGGGGCGGGGAGCGCGGCGGCGGUCGGAUGGCGGCGGAGCCGAGCGCGGAGCGGCGACUGGAGGCGGCCGAUGAAAUCGAGGACGAUGAUGACGACGAUCUGGAUGAAUCCUUGGCAGAACGACUGUGGGGUUUGACAGAGAUGUUCCCUGAGGGAAUGCGAAAUGCCUCGGGGAUAGCCGCAAGCUGCUCACUGACGUUGGCCAAAAAGCUCUACAGUUUCACUCGCUCAGCCCUGUGGGUGGGGACCACGUCCUUCAUGAUCCUCGUUCUACCAGUGGUGUUUGAAACUGAAAAGCUACAAUUGGAGCAACAACAGAUCCAGCAACAGAGACAGAUCCUACUGGGUCCGAACACAGGGAUGUCCGGUGGAAUGCCAGGAAUGCUGCCGCCACCAGUUCCAGGGAAAAUAUAAUGGACCUGACUCCCUGAGCGGGAGGUGCUGGUGGAGGAGGGGGUUAAAGGAUUGUCCUUGGGGAGGGAAUGUGGCAGCACAUGCAGACUCGCAGUCUGUGGCCCAUCGCUGGGGAGGAUAGAGCUGGUCCUCAUCGUUCAGCUCCAGACCAACCUGAUGCAUGGAGCAUCUUGUCUGCUAGGGGAGGGUGGGGGUGGGUGGGGGAUAUCUGAACUAAAAUCUGCUGGAUCAUCGUUCAGGGGAGAGGGAGGAGGCAGCUCGCUGAGUUCUCCAGACCUGUUACUCAUGAUCUGCAAUCCUAUCGUUCACAGCACCUUUUAUCAUCAAAGUGUACCAGUUGUUUAUGUAUGUAGUUACCAUGUUCACUAGGUUGAGGCGUGUCUCAGUAGAGGGGUGUGAGGGACAGCCCUACCAGUUCUUCGCUCCCUCUGAACACAGAACAGCUCAUCCUGCAUCUGUCUGCCGUGCAGUGGCAAGUGCCGCAAAGCUGUUGAAUAUUUGCUGGCUGUAGCAAAGACGAGCACAUUUAGUGCCUGCAGUGAUGCAUGGCUCAGGACAGUGAGGCUUGUAUAGUCAGAGUGAGCUCUCACCAAAGAGAGAGAUUCAACUGUUUCCUCCAGACCAAUUAUCCACAUGCUGCUGGGCAACCAGUGUGUAAGGUGAGUUGCCAGCGUGAUCACUGGAGUCUGCAGGGUGAAGGGCACUGGGCAGGUUGCACUUUUUUGCUUAGAGCUGACUCUGGGUAAUAGUCUACUGCAUGGUACAGAGGCCAGCCUGAACACACCGUCUGCAGAAAUGGUGACAAAUUGAUGCAGAACUGUUUGAUUUGUAUUGUGGUUUAAUAAACUUCUGGUGCUGGAUUGUGAAA
Messenger RNA from Pristis pectinata (smalltooth sawfish), 1603 nucleotides. RefSeq names its product translocase of outer mitochondrial membrane 22 homolog (yeast) (gene tomm22). Gene Ontology annotation, cellular component: mitochondrial outer membrane. The transcript has 5 exons. The coding region runs from base 1 to 735 and encodes 244 amino acids. The record is from RefSeq and is a predicted model, not a curated record. Lineage: Eukaryota; Metazoa; Chordata; Chondrichthyes; Rhinopristiformes; Pristidae. Gene Ontology annotation, biological process: intracellular protein transport.